GCCCGGCAGCGGGGGUGACGCGUUUUGCGCAUUUCCUGCAGCUCGCGCUCACUCACGGAUUCAUGAGAGAGAGGCGACGGGAAACAGGGGGCGCGCGCAGGCACUGAAGAGAGGAAAAAACGAACGCGAGCAGAGCACCGUGAUGUAUUUGGGGUGCUCGUGAGCCCGACAAAAUACUGCAUUGAGGGGGCAAUAAGGCAUUGUUUUCCGAGAGUACGCGCAAAUAUCGCGGUACCGUCAGGUCGAAGCAAGAAGAUUAUCCCAGAGAAGAGCGAGCGAGGGGCUGGAGGACGGAGCACCAAUCCCGGAUGGCUAGGCGCGGCUGCUCGCGCUCUCUCCCACCCUGACCCGGGAGAGACACACGGACUCGGGGGCUUCACGUGAACCCAACCGGAGCUCGUUAACCCGCAUUCGCCCUUUCUGUCGUUUUAUAUAUCGGCCUGUUUCCGCUGUGAAUGUUGUGUGGCGCACGGGACCGACCAUAAACAAACAAGGCAGCUGCUCGGGUGGGAGAGUGUUCAGCAAGCGACCUCUGAAGGGUGUGUGUCUGCGUUGUUACUGCGUUAUUCAGCCCAUUAGAGAUCAGCUGGACUGUAAGUGUUUGUGUGUGGAUAAAACAGGUCUGGGAUGUGGCUGUACUAGAGAGUCCAAGGAACCAGCGGCAUUAUGGGAUGUAGCAGGACUGUGCAGUGACCCCGCUUAUUGGAAGGAAACACUCUGUGUACAGGAACAGGCACACUAGCCUGAACACACGCACACGCAUCCUCUUAUAUAUAUAUAUAUAUAUAUAUAUAUACUACGCAUACACACAUCCCAGCAGCCAUGCCUGUCUUCAGUGGCCUGUUGAAGGUGCGAGUGUGUGAGGCAGUGGAUCUGAAGCCCACACCUUGGGCCCUGCGUCACGCUGUGGGGAAGAGCGGCUCCUUCCUGCUGGAUCCUUACCUGGCCCUGAAUCUGGACCAUACCCGGCUGGGCCAGACCGCCACUAGGACCAAGACCAACAGCCCCGCCUGGCACCAGGAGUUCUGCACUGAGGUCCGUGAGGGAAGGAGUCUGGAGCUGUCUGUCUUCCAUGAUGCACCCAUCGGAUAUGAUGACUUUGUGGCCAAUUGCACCAUCCAGUUGGAAGACCUGCUGCAGAACGGGACUAGGCACUACGAGGACUGGAUUGACUUGGAGCCGGAGGGGAAGGUGUACGUGGUCAUUGAUCUGUCCGGAUCCUCCACUGAAGCCACGGGGACCAAUGAGAAUGAGGAGCGGGUGUUUCGAGAGAGGAUUGGCCCUCGCCGGCGACAGGGCGCCGUCCGAAGACGCGUCCAUCAAGUCAACGGACACAAGUUCAUGGCCACAUACCUGAGGCAACCAACCUACUGCUCACAUUGCAGAGAUUUCAUCUGGGGCGUGCUGGGGAAGCAGGGAUACCAGUGUCAGGUGUGCACGUGUGUCGUCCACAAGCGCUGCCAUGAGCUCAUCAUCACCAAGUGUGCCGGGAUGAAGAAGCAGGAGGACACACCUGAGGAGGUGGGUUCACAGCGGUUCAGUGUUAACAUGCCCCAUAAGUUCAGUAUUCACAACUACAAGGUGCCCACCUUCUGUGACCACUGUGGCUCCCUGCUGUGGGGCCUCAUGAGGCAGGGCCUGCAAUGCAAAGUGUGUAAGAUGAAUGUGCACAGGCGGUGUGAGUCCAAUGUAGCUCCUAACUGCGGUGUGGAUGCCCGAGGAAUCGCCAAGGUCCUGGCUGACCUCGGAGUCACGCCUGACAAGAUCUCCAACACCGCACUGCGCAGAAGGAAGUUGACUCCAGGGCAGGACCCUCCCCAGUCUCCUCCUGAGCUCUCCCAGACUGAGGACAACAGCUUCAGCCAGACAGCUGUCCCCACCUCCCCCUCACAGCAGGACUUGGCACAGUUAGUGCGCCUGCAGGACGCGCUGUCGCUCGACCAGCAGGGACCCCAACACACCUCCUCCUCCUCCUCCUCUUCCUCCUCCUCCACCACCUCCUCCUCUUCCUCCUCCUCGGCAGGCAGGGAGAACGGACAGAUCCAGAGAAGGACCCUCAAGGACUUCAACUUCAUCAAGGUUCUCGGCAAAGGCAGCUUCGGCAAGGUGAUGCUGGCGGAGCUGAAGGGGACAGAGGAAGUUUUCGCUGUCAAGGUCUUGAAGAAAGACGUGAUCCUGCAGGACGAUGACGUGGACUGCACCAUGACCGAGAAGCGCAUCCUGGCCCUUGCCCGCCGACACCCCUACCUCACCCAGCUGUACUGCUGCUUCCAGACACGGGACCGUUUGUUUUUUGUUAUGGAAUAUGUGAACGGAGGCGACCUGAUGUUCCAGAUUCAGCGAUCCAGGAAGUUCGAUGAGCCUCGCUCUCGUUUCUACGCCGCAGAAGUCACCUCAGCCCUCAUGUUCCUGCACCGUAACGGGGUCAUCUACAGGGAUCUGAAGCUGGAUAACAUCCUGUUGGACGCAGAGGGACACUGUAAGCUGGCAGACUUCGGCAUGUGCAAGGAGGGCAUCAAGAACGGCGUGACCACCACCACCUUCUGUGGCACGCCUGACUACAUCGCCCCUGAGAUCCUUCAGGAGCUGGAGUACGGAGCCUCGGUGGACUGGUGGGCUCUGGGCGUGCUGAUGUACGAGAUGAUGGCCGGGCAGCCUCCGUUUGAAGCUGAUAAUGAAGAUGACUUGUUCGAGUCGAUUCUCCAUGACGACGUCCUCUACCCCGUGUGGCUCAGCAAAGAAGCAGUUUCUAUCCUCAGAGCGUUCAUGACUAAGAACCCGGCCAAGCGUCUGGGCUGUGUGGUGACGCAGGGCUGCGAGGAGGCUAUCAAAACCCACGCCUUCUUCAGAGAGAUCGACUGGGUGCUGCUGGAGCAGAGGAAGGUCAAACCACCCUUUAAACCCCGAAUUAAGACAAAGCGAGAUGUGAAUAACUUUGACCAGGACUUCACCAAGGAAGACCCCGUGUUGACGCCCACGGACGAGGCCAUCAUCAGACAGAUCAACCAGGAGGAGUUCAAAGACUUCUCCUACUGCGCCCCCGAAGAGGCACAGACCUAACGCACACACACACACACACGCACACACACAUGCACACACACACACGCACGUACACACACACACACUCACACACACACACAAACAUACACUCACACACACACUGAUCCAAGAAAACAAAAUCCUACACGCACGUAUGCACACUUUGCUGACACUUAUACAUGUGUAGAACCAUAAAUCCCUUUACAAAACACACACACACAGUCCUUUACUUUUAAGCUAUUGGUUGUUGUUACUUUUUGGAAUAUUCUUUACUUGCAUUGUGUUGUACUUGUUGCCUGGGUUUAUGAAUAUAAAUAUGACUAUGAAUAUACACAUCCACACAUGCUCUCACACACACACUUUAAAUGCUGAUUUACACACAAACCAACACUACAAUCUUGAACUUUACUCUAACACGCUCACUGCACAUGCUCAGACAACCCAAACACACACACACGCAGACACACACGCGCACACAUACACACACUCUUACACUGCUUCUCUCCCCGGCACCAGGACUGUGCAGUGGGUGCUGGGCAGAGGCCUGUAUAUAGCCUGUGUUGAGUGGCUGUAUUGUGUUGGUAUCGUCUGCUAGUAAAAGAGAGUCGUGGCGCAUGGACAAGCACCCUACCUGUGUUAAUACUGUCCUUAUUGUGGACCAGUUAGGGCCAAAUACCCUUGUGCAAUACCCUGACUUUCAAUAUAUUUUAUUUGUUGUGAUAUUUUUGUCUUUUUUUUCUCCUCAAAAUGUGCAGUAUGAUUGAACUGUUGCGCUCAUCAUCCUCCUGUCUCGUGUGUAUAAAGUGAAUGUCGAGCUUACAAGUUACAGGCUAUUCAACUAAUUAUGUGGAGCAGAGUGUUACAGGCGGCCUGUGUAGCAGCGUAACGCCCGAUUUCCAGCUCUGUCAUCCAUCUGCUACUCAGAGUGCGUGUCUGCCCGUGGGCGUUUUCUUUUUUUUUUGUCGUGAAUGUACAUUUUCGUACGUGUGAAUGCGUGAUUUUUUUUUUUCUUGCUCCUUGUUGGUGUGUGACUUUUUGUCCUCAACAUUUCUGUUUCUAUAGUUACCAUCAGUGUUUUCAGCCCCCCCUCCCUUUCCUUCCCUUCCCUUUCCUGCCUCCAUCAGCCAUCUCACUCAGCCAACACCACUCUGACAUUUUCAUUUUCAAGAAUGGCUUUUCUUUCUUAUUGCUAUCUUUCUUUUUUUAUUAUAGUUAUUAUUAUUAUUAUUAUUGUAAAGUGUAUCUGGAGGAAAUAUUUGUCUAUAAUACUAUAACUAUACUAUCAUAGGUCUGUUACAGCCGGGCGAAAAUAAAUGUGGAAAACCAGCAGCUGAAUUACCUCUCAUUUCAAUCACACACAUAGACAAAAGCACCACAUACAGACUCUCUCCUUCGCCUGCUCCUUCUUCUUCUUCUUCUUCUCACUCUUUCUUACAAACACACAUGCACACACAGAGGAGGACUGUUGGCGCGCGUACUGUACAGUGAUCUGAAGGCGAGCUGGUGGCUCUGUGUGCAGUAGAGUCGGUGUGUAGUGAAGCUUUGUGCACCCAGGGGUAGGGCUGUUCCUGGUCACACUAUCUUACUCUGUGCCAAAAUGUAGUGCAACAGCCAGGCUAGUCCUGUCUGGUUGGAUUCCAAUAAAAACACUGAGCUGUCUACAUCA
Molecule: messenger RNA, 4705 nt
Organism: Gymnodraco acuticeps
Lineage: Eukaryota; Metazoa; Chordata; Actinopteri; Perciformes; Bathydraconidae
Gene: prkcea
Product: protein kinase C, epsilon a
Exons: 15
Coding region: 823-3060 (745 amino acids)
Biological process (GO): protein phosphorylation
Molecular function (GO): ATP binding; diacylglycerol-dependent serine/threonine kinase activity
Source: RefSeq, a predicted model, not a curated record